Molecule: messenger RNA, 3538 nt
Organism: Dreissena polymorpha
Lineage: Eukaryota; Metazoa; Mollusca; Bivalvia; Myida; Dreissenidae
Product: protein Abitram-like
Exons: 5
Coding region: 47-550 (167 amino acids)
Biological process (GO): dendrite morphogenesis; regulation of filopodium assembly; regulation of actin filament polymerization
Cellular component (GO): nucleus; lamellipodium; dendrite
Molecular function (GO): actin monomer binding; actin filament binding
Source: RefSeq, a predicted model, not a curated record
CGGAAACUUUAGAGUAUUCUCCCUUUGAUACAUAUUUGCCAGAAAUAUGGAAAAUAAAUUAACGGAACAGACUCAUUUGUCACUAGUUGAAAGAUAUUACACCCCAAAGUUUUAUAAAAAUACAAAAGCUGAAGGGGAAGAUGUGUGUAUUUUAGUUCACUCUAAUAAGAUAUGUGUGGUGACUCUGGCAGAAUGGCAUCCAAUACUGAAAGAAGGGAAGACAGUCCUGCAGGUGGACUAUCAGUUUGACAAUGUCAACAGACUGUGCAACAGAGUCACUGGCAAGGGAAAGCGGGGAGCACAGAACUUAAGUGCGGACUCCGCCCUGUGUAGGGUCCGCUGUAUGGACGGCUCUCAAUACGUGAUCCCUUGUGGCCUGAAAUGUCAGCUGCUGGAAACCAACGAUGCGCUUAAAAAUGCGCCCUCAGUUCUCACAGAAAAGCCAAGGACGGACGGGUAUCUAGCAAUUGUUUCACCCAAACUCAAGGACUUUAAGGGAGAAAUAAAUAAACUUGACUCUCAGGACACCGUGACAACAGAUCCAGUCUAGCAGGCACUAGAGAACAACGCCAAUGGGAAGCAUGGGCUUUGAACGACUGACGACGAAAUAUGUUCUUUAUUUUUUGGAGCUUAAGUUCAGCUAAGGUUACAUUCACAAUUAUGCCCCCCUUCGUAGAAGAGGGGGUAUAUUGUUUUACACAUGUCGGUAGGUCGGGCGGUCCGUCCGUCCGUCCAUCCACCAGAUGGUUUUCGGAUAAUAACUCAAGAACGCUUGGGCCUAUGCUCAUGAAACUUCAUAGGUACAUUGCUCAUGACUGGCAGAUGACUCCUAUUGAUUUUGAGGUCACUAGGUCAAAGGUCAAGGUCACAGUGACUCGAAACAGUAAACGGUUUCCGUAUGAUAACUCAAGAACGCUUUCGCCUAGGAUCAUGAAACUUCAUAGGUACAUUGAUCAUGACUCGCAGAUGACUCCUAUUGAUUUUCAGGUCACUAGGUCAAAGGUCAAUGUCACAGUGACUCGAAACAGAAAAAUGGUUUCCGGAUGAUAACUCAAGAACGCUUACGCCUAAGAUCAUGAAACUUCAUUGGUACAUUGAUCAUGCCUCACAGAUGACCCCUAUUGAUUUUCAGGUCACUAGGUCAAAGGUCAAAGUCACAGUGACUCGAAACAGAAAAAUGGUUUCCGGAUGAUAACUCAAGAACUCUUACGCCUAGGAUCAUGAAAUUUCAUAGGUUCAUUGCUCAAGACUGGCAGAUAAACCCUAUUGAUUUUGAGGUCACUAGGUCAAAGGUCAAGGUCACAGUGACUCGAAACAGUAAAACGGUUUCCGGAUGAUAACUCAAGUACGCUUACGCCUAGGAUCAUGAAACUUCAUAGGUACAUUGAUCAUGACUCGCAGAUGACCCCAAUUGAUUUUCAGGUCACUAGGUCAAAGGUCAAGGUCACAGUGACUCGAAACAGAAAAAUGGUUUCCGGAUGAUAACUCAAGAACGCUUACGCCUAGGAUCAUGAAACUUCAUAGGUACAUUGAUCAUGACUCGCAGAUGGCCUUUAUUGAUUUUCAGGUCACUAGGUCAAAGGUCAAGGUAACAGUGACUCGUAACAGAAAAAUGGUUUACGGAUGAUAACUCAAGAACGCUUACGCCUAGGAUCAUGAAACUUCAUAGGUACAUUGAUCAUGACUGGUUAAUGACCCAUAUUGAUGUUCAGGUCACUAGGUCAAAGGUCAAGGUCACAGUGACUCGACACAGUAAAAUGGUUUCCGGAUGAUAACUCAAGAAAGCUUACGCCUAGGAUCAUCAAACUUCAUAGCUACAUUGAUCAUGAUUGGCAGGUGACCCCUCUUAAUUCUCAGGUCACUAGGUCAAAGGUCAAGGUCACAGUGACUCAAACAGUAAAAUGGUUUCCUGAUGAUAACUCAAGAAUAAUUAGGCCUAGGAUCAUGAAACUUCAUAGGUACAUUGAUCAUGACUCUCUGAUGACCCCUAUUGAUUUUCAGGUCACUAGGUCAAAGGUCAAGGUCACGGUGACUCGAACCAGUAAAAUGGUUUCCGGAUGAUAACUUAUGAACGCAUACGCCUAGGAUCAUGAAACUUAAUAUGUACAUUGAUCAUGAUUCGCAGACAACCCCUAUUGAUUUUGAGGUCACUAGGUCAAAGGUCACGGUCACAGUGACAAAAAACAUAUUCACACAAUGGCUGCCACUACAACUGACAGCCCACAUGGGGGUCAUGCAUGUUUUACAAACAGCCCUUGUAAAACGUGCUUUUAAAGAAUGUCAUGAAAACUAAACUUCAGAAAUUGUAGAUGUGUAGUAAAUAAUACAAGUUAUAGGCAAUAAAACAUCAAACAGAUACCUCUUUUAAAUAAGGGCAUUUAACAGGAGAUAAUACCCUGUUUGGUAUUCUCUUUUAAAAUAUUUGUGUAUGCAUACUACAGGCGCAAUGAUAUGAAGAUUUGAAAUAUGAUUUUGCUCUGUUUGCAUGUAAUUUACGUGAGCUAGAAUCCAUACUAAAUUUUUAUGUCCCCCACUAUAGUAGUGGGGGACAUAUUGUUUUUGCCCUGUCUGUUGGUCUGUUGGUUGGUCUGUUGGUUGGUUGGUUUGCGCCAACUUUAACAUUUGCAAUACCUUUUGCAAUAUUGAAGAUAGGAACUUGAUAUUUGGCAUGCAUAUGUAUCUCAUGGAGCUGCACAUUUUGAUAGGUGAAAGGUCAAGGUCAAUGUCAUCCUUCAAGGUCAAAGGUCAAAUAUAUGGGUCAAAAUCGCUCAUUUAAUGUACACUUUUGCAGUAUUUCAAUAUUCAAGAUAGCAACUUGAUAUUUGGCAUGCAUGUGUAUCUCAUGGAGCUGCACAACUGAGUGGUGAAAGGUCAAGGUCAAGGUCAUCCUUCAAGGUCAGAUGUCAAAUAUAUGUGGCCAAAAUCGCUCAUUUUAUGAGUACUUUUGCAAUAUUGAAGAUAGCAACUUGAUAUUUGGCAUGCAUGUGUAUCUCAUGGAGCUGCACAUUUUGAGUGGUGAAAGGUCAAGGUCAAGGUCAUCCUUCAAGGUCAUAGGUCAAAUAUAUGUGGCCCAAAUCGCUAAUUUUAUGAAUACUUUUGCAAUAUUGAAGAUAGCAACUUGAUAUUUGGCAUGCAUGUGUAUCUCAUGGAGCUGCACAUUUUUAGUGGUGAAAGGUCAAGGUCAAGGUCAUCCUUCAAGGUCAAAUAUAUGGGUCAAAAUUGCUCAUGUAAUGUCACUUCUGCAAUAUUGAAGCUAGCAAUUUUAUAUUUGAAAUGCAUGUGUAUCUCAUGGAGCUGCACAUUUUGAGUGGUGAAGGGUCAAUGUCAAGGUCAUCCUACAAGGUCAAACGUCAUAUAGGGGGACAUUGUGUUUCACAAAUACAUCUUGUUCAACAUUGAAACUUUUUAGUUCUCUCACGUAAUCGUGUUAAUUGUUAACGGACUUUGUUAUUUGUUACUCCGUAAGAAAAUCAAAUAUUUGAAGUAUACAUGUAAAAUAUACACAAUGUUAACGUUUAAUUAAAACAAAAUGUCAUAA